Molecule: messenger RNA, 799 nt
Organism: Pseudonaja textilis
Lineage: Eukaryota; Metazoa; Chordata; Lepidosauria; Squamata; Elapidae
Source: RefSeq, a predicted model, not a curated record
AAGCGGGAACUCGGAGGUGAUCCUGAUGAUCCUGGAUCUGGCCAGCCUGAACUCCGUGCGAGCUUUUGCGCAGACCUUCUUAGCGUCGGAGCCCCGUCUGGACAUCCUCAUCAACAACGCAGGGGUGAUUAAAGCUGGCCAAACCAUCGAUGACUUUAACCAGGCCUUCCAGGUCAACCACUUGGGCCACUUCCUGCUGACCCACCUGCUGCUAAACCGGCUGAAGCGCUGCGCCCCGAGCCGGAUCGUAAUUCUGUCCUCGAGUAUGCAUAUCUUUGGGAAGAUUGACUUUCGGACCAUCUACAAGCCGGUGGAAAGGAUGUGGCAGACAGUAAGAUCGUACUCCAACAGCAAACUAGCCAACAUUGUCCACGUGCGAGAGUUGGCCAAGCGGCUGGAAGGAACCAACGUCACCUGCUACGCGGUUCAUCCAGGACUGGUUCAAACAGAAAAUUCUCGCUCUCAUCCCCGUUGGGUAGUUUGGCUGCUUUGGACCAUCAAGCCGCUCCUCCGAGAUUGGAAAACUGGCGCCCAGACUAUCAUCUACUGCGCCACCGAGGAGGGCAUCGAGAGGCAGAGCGGGCGGUAUUUUGUGGACUGCCGGCCAAAGGUGCCCUGGCCACAAGCCCGUGAUGACCAGGUGGCCGAGAACCUCUGGGAAUUCAAUGAGAUGCUGCUGGGACUGACCACUUCAGACAGGACAAUGCAGAAGCGGCAUUUCGGAUUUCAGGGCAGACUGGAAUGGUUUAUAGAAGAUGCCGUGCGCCAACAGGAUAAAUCCAUAGUGGUGCUGACAAAG